Ziziphus jujuba (common jujube) is the source of this 1580-nucleotide messenger RNA. RefSeq names its product glycerol-3-phosphate dehydrogenase [NAD(+)]. Gene Ontology annotation, cellular component: cytosol; glycerol-3-phosphate dehydrogenase (FAD) complex. Lineage: Eukaryota; Viridiplantae; Streptophyta; Magnoliopsida; Rosales; Rhamnaceae. Gene Ontology annotation, biological process: carbohydrate metabolic process; glycerol-3-phosphate catabolic process. Bases 280 to 1392 code for a protein of 370 amino acids. The transcript is spliced from 11 exons. The record is from RefSeq and is a predicted model, not a curated record. Gene Ontology annotation, molecular function: glycerol-3-phosphate dehydrogenase [NAD(P)+] activity; NAD binding; protein homodimerization activity.
GGGAGGGAGACAUAGAGUAGAUCGCCAGAUUUAAGGCGGUAGGCAUUGUAAAUGACGAAACGUGUAUGGCUUCUCCGCCCCCACGACCACGAACACGAUCCAUUUUCAUUCUUCCACCUCCGCCUCUGACCUCUCAUUUACUCUUCCUUUUUAUUCUCUUCUUUCUUUUCUCUCUCUGUUCUUACUUCCCCCCUUGUAUUUCUCUCUUCCACUCAUCAUUGGUCAUUUUACCCACUAUCCAUUUCUUUUUCUCUCUCCCUCAAUAUUAAUAUCAAUUCAAUGGCUCCAUCUUUGGAGGUCCAAGAAGAAGAAACUGCUCUGCCCUUUAGCAAUCCCACCCAUACCAAUGAAGCUCCUCCUCACAAAUCUAAAGUCACCGUUGUUGGUAGUGGCAACUGGGGCAGUGUUGCUUCCAAGCUCAUUGCUUCUAACGCCCUCAGGCUCGCUUCUUUCUAUGAUGAAGUGAGGAUGUGGGUUUAUGAGGAGACAUUGCCAAGUGGAGAGAAGCUCACAGAUGUCAUCAACCGUACCAAUGAAAAUGUUAAAUAUCUACCCGGCAUAAAGCUUGGCAAGAAUGUUAUUGCAGACCCAGACCUUGAAAGUGCAGUAAAGGAUUCAAACAUGUUGGUAUUUGUGACCCCACACCAAUUUGUGGAGGGUAUUUGCAAAAGGCUUGUUGGGAAAAUUAGAGGAGAUGUGGAGGCUAUUUCCCUCAUUAAAGGAAUGGAAGUCAAGAUGGAAGGUCCAUGCAUGAUCUCCACUCUCAUUUCCCAACAUCUGGGAAUUAAUUGUUGUGUCUUAAUGGGGGCAAACAUAGCUAAUGAGAUUGCUGUGGAGAAAUUUAGUGAAGCAACUGUUGGAUACAGAGGAAACAGAGAGAUUGCUGAAAAAUGGGUUCAACUGUUUACUACUCCCUAUUUCAUGGUCACAGCUGUCCAAGACGUGGAAGGAGUAGAGUUAUGUGGGACACUGAAAAAUGUUGUGGCCAUAGCAGCAGGUUUUGUGGAUGGCUUGGAGAUGGGAAAUAACACAAAGGCGGCAAUAAUGAGAAUUGGUCUCAAAGAGAUGAAGGCAUUUUCCAAAAUGUUGUUUCCUUCUGUCAAAGAAAGCACCUUCUUCGAGAGCUGCGGUGUAGCUGAUCUCAUAACAACAUGCUUGGGAGGAAGAAAUAGGAAAGUUGCAGAAGCGUUUGCAAGGAAUGAAGGGAAAAGAUCAUUUGAUGAACUUGAAGCAGAGAUGCUACAAGGACAGAAAUUACAGGGUGUCUCCACAGCAAGAGAACUUUAUGAGGUUUUAAGCCACCGUGGAUGGCUAGAGUUAUUUCCGGUUUUCGCAACAGUUCAUGAGAUCGCCAUUGGUCGUCUCCCACCUUCAGCCAUAGUUAGGUUUUAGGUAGAAGGCACAUCCGAAUACUGUUAGCCGUUCUGGUCUGUAAGAGUAAUUUUCUUCACACUUGAAAACAAACAAAUACGUUACUUUAAGGGUUACAACAAUGUUAAUCCUUACAAGUGAGCAUUACCACAAAUAUGUCAGAUGAAAUAACACUCGGAAGAGGUUUCUAAUCAAAAUUUCUUUGUUAA